AAUGCUUUUGCUUUUUGCGGCCUCGGCGAAACGAGUUGAAAAUGCUGGCCACCAGAGCCCUUAGCCUUGUUAGCAAACGUGUCAUCUCCACAUCAAUCUGUGUACGUGGGGGUCAUGGUGUUGCCAAGGUAGACGACUAUGCUCUCCCCUCCUACUUUGACAGACGGGAGAAUCCCCUCCCUGAUGUCAGGUUUGUGACGGACCUGAGCCCAGUGCAGAAAUCCCUGAAGGAGAAGGAGAAGGGCUCAUGGGCCACACUAUCCAAUGAUGAGAAGAUUGCAUUGUACCGUAUCAGCUUCAAAAAGAGCUUUGCAGAGAUGAACAAGGGCUCUAAUGAGUGGAAGUCAGUUGUCGCAGGAAUGCUGUUCUUCAUUGGCGUGACAGGACUGGUUGUCUUAUGGCAGAGGAAGUUUGUGUAUGGACCCGUGCCCCCCACCUUUGAGACAGAGUGGAAAGAAAAGGAGCUCCAGAGAAUGCUGGACAUGAGGAUCAACCCCGUGGAGGGCAUCUCGGCCAAAUGGGACUAUGAGAACAAGGAAUGGAAGAAGUAAACCAACCAUCCAGAUGACCAUGUUACAUACCAAGGCAGAAACAAACGUACAUAUACUGUUGUCUGUAUUUAUCAAUUGUCCACAUUACCUCAGUCAAUGCGUUUUGGAAGGCCUCUUCCUCUUAAGGUUAUUGUGUAUUAUAAAGCAAAAUAAAAUAUCUCAUGUUUACCA
Molecule: messenger RNA, 722 nt
Organism: Esox lucius (northern pike)
Lineage: Eukaryota; Metazoa; Chordata; Actinopteri; Esociformes; Esocidae
Gene: cox4i1
Product: cytochrome c oxidase subunit 4 isoform 1, mitochondrial
Biological process (GO): mitochondrial electron transport, cytochrome c to oxygen
Source: RefSeq, marked provisional